This is a messenger RNA of Verticillium alfalfae VaMs.102, 1476 nucleotides long. RefSeq lists its product as hypothetical. Gene Ontology annotation, molecular function: RNA polymerase II complex binding; chromatin binding. Lineage: Eukaryota; Fungi; Ascomycota; Sordariomycetes; Glomerellales; Plectosphaerellaceae. Gene Ontology annotation, biological process: transcription elongation by RNA polymerase II. The coding region runs from base 1 to 1476 and encodes 491 amino acids. The record is from RefSeq and is a predicted model, not a curated record. Gene Ontology annotation, cellular component: Cdc73/Paf1 complex. The transcript has 2 exons.
AUGUCGUCUUCUGCGCCUCGCAGCGGCGAGCGCAACAUCCACCAAGAUUUUAUCGCGAGGAUCAGAUAUUCCAAUGCGCUUCCCCCGCCGCCGAAUCCCCCCAAGCUCCUCGACAUACCCAACACUGGCCUCGCCAGCGGCCAAUACACGAAUCCGAGCUUUGCGUCGCGACUUGUGAGGGAACAACCACUGAACAUCGAGGCUGAUGCCGAGCUCGGCAUGCCCCUUGACCUCGUGGGCAUGCCUGGCAUUUUCGACGGAGACGAAAGCUCCAUUCAAGCAUCAUCCUCUCAACCGCAUGUCCAUCCCCACGAUCGAGCCCUUCUCCGACCGCUGUCUACGCUUGGCAGGUCCAAGGGCGGCGACACAUCUGUCUCCUUCCUUCGCCGUACCGAAUACAUCUCCUCUGUCGCCUCCAAGCGAGGACCGUCAUCAUCCAGUGCCUUCCUGAAACCCAAGAUUAAGAGACCUGAGAAGCGAGUCGCACAGGAAGUCGAUAUUGGAUCGCCUGCCGCCAUCCGUCGCAAGAUUGAGAAGUCCUUUGAAGCGGCUCAGCGUUACGCUAAGGAGCCGCGUUCCCUCCAGCAUCCAUCGAAGAAGCCUGGCCUGUCAGUCGUUGAAUCGCACCCAUUCUUGCCUGAUCUUGACGCCUUCCCCGACCUCGGUGCGUACGUCACAAUCAAGCUGCAAACCAACCCCGUCUCCACCGACAAGACAUACGAUGAUCGCCUGCUCAGCGCCAUCCUGCAGCCCAUUGCAAAGACGGCCGAAGAGGAGGAGGCCUUCACAGCCGCAUUGGAGGACCACAACCGCGACCCGGAAAAUUUCCCUCGCCCCUCCAACCUCCUCGACUACCACUUCUUCCUCCCGAUCAGCCAGCAGACCGGCGAGCGCUUCCGCUCCGCCUUUGACAUUGACAACCCGGAGCGCGACUCGCCUGAGCUCUACACCCACAGCUCGAGCACCCUCGGCGGCCCCUGCUUCCGCUUCACGCGCCUACGCUCCUACGAGACGACAAAGGAAACCGAGAUUGCGGCCGCCGACAAGUACACUGAUGAACUCGUUGUCAAUUUCAACGACCAGGAGGGCCCCGUCAGUGAGGGUUCCGAUGUCGUCCGCCAGCGCGCCGCCUACUUUUAUCCCGUCAUCCAGCGCGCCACCAUUCGCCCCCAGCGCGCAAAGAACAUUCUUCGCUCGCAGAGUCAGAUUGAGGACGACAGGGAGGUCACGACUCACAUGGACGUAGCACUCGAGGAUCCCGACGCCUCGUUUGCCGAGUUGGCGGCCAAGUAUAAGGCUAACCCCUACCUUGGUCACGCUGAGGCGACGGAGGACCCCAACGCCGAGGACGGGGACGAGACUGUCGGUGGCAGGAGCAGGCGAGACGAUGCCGAUGAUGAGGUGGCCGAGUCGCGCGCGCGCGCGAGCCGUUCCCCAUCGGAGCAGGACGGCGACGCUGAGGGCGAGGAAGACUGA